Glycine soja is the source of this 1278-nucleotide messenger RNA. RefSeq names its product N-alpha-acetyltransferase 40. Gene Ontology annotation, molecular function: protein N-terminal-serine acetyltransferase activity; histone H2A acetyltransferase activity; histone H4 acetyltransferase activity. The record is from RefSeq and is a predicted model, not a curated record. NCBI's taxonomy places the organism in Eukaryota, Viridiplantae, Streptophyta, Magnoliopsida, Fabales, Fabaceae. The coding region runs from base 119 to 964 and encodes 281 amino acids. Gene Ontology annotation, cellular component: nucleus. The transcript has 8 exons.
AGUAAUUAAGUAUAUUUUUCCCCUAAAAUUGUGCUCACUUCGUAUAACCCGUCUCUGUUGUUGUUGUUGUUGUUUUUUUUUUGGUGAAUACCCAUCUCUGUUGUUGCACUCACCGGCUAUGGAAUUUGAGUCUCUCCAACGACGUCGUUCAAGCAGUGUCAGUGCCAACCAGAACAACGCUUCUAUCAGAGAGAAGAGGCCGAAACGCAGUGAGGUAAUCGCCAAGAAGAAAACCAUUGAAGAACUCAUCAAAACAGCACGUGCCGAAAAAGACCACCUCGCUCCUUUCCCCGACUUUCGACGUUUCCACGUAAACGGUCUCUCUGUGUGUUUGAAGUCAGGACAUGGCAAUAAACUUUCCUCACCUGUUAAGCAUUAUAUUCAGAGUCUCCUUAAGCUAAACAUGGAAGGACCAUAUGGAUCUGAGUGGCCAGAGGAAGAAAAGGUGAAGCGCAAAGAAAUGGUUUUGCCCGAAGCACAUUAUGUAUUUGUGCAUGAGGUUGCCAAUUCAAAUGCUGAUGAGAUGACGACAGUGUUGACUGCAGCAGAGACUUCAACUUGUUUGGAAGAUAGUGGCCCCUUGGUUGGAUUCGUACAGUAUCGCUUUGUUUUGGAAGAAGAGAUACCAGUGCUUUAUGUUUAUGAAUUACAGCUUGAGCCUCGUGUUCAGGGCAAGGGAGUGGGGAAGUUUCUAAUGCAACUUGUUGAGCUUAUGGCACAAAAGAGCCGUAUGAGUGCUGUCAUGCUGACUGUUCAAAAGGCUAAUGUAGUAGCUAUGGAUUUCUAUAUAAAUAAGCUAAGAUACAUCAUAUCAGCUAUGUCACCUUCAAGAGUCAAUCCAAUGAUGCAGUUGGAGAAGAGUUAUGAAAUACUUUGUAAAGCAUUUAAUGAUGAAGCUAAAACUAUUCUGGAGGAUAGAGAGGAUGAGUUGGACCAGUUGGACAAAGACGGCUCAAGUUAUUAGUCCCAUUUUUAUAGACUUCUUUACUCUACCAAUCGAGUGCCCUUCUUUAUUGGGUUCUUUUUUUGUUUCUUUCUUCUCUUCUCUAUCCAUUUAGAACAAUUCUAUUUUGUCACAUUGUAGACGCCUGCUGUUCAAGACAAAGUGGGUCUAACUCACCCAUGUCCAAAUGUUAAUUAUGAAUAUAAGGAUGGUGUGUAACACAAAUAUUUAUCAUUCAAAGUUUGUCUGAAAUUAAAGUGAGGACAUGUGCAGACUGCAGACAAUAAUUUUAUUGCUAAAUAAAAGCCAAUGGUGCUUGACAGGGCUACGGCCUA